AUGGUGGCAGCGGUGGGAUGGCAAGCCGGAAGAAAAGUGUUCGUCUACCCAAGCGCACAGGUUUGCGGUCUCAGAGCCAUGUGCAACAGCCAGGGGGCGCUGGAGCAGCAUGGGAAACGGACGAAGAGGAAGAGAAACCGGAAGUCAAACCCGGGCCAUUCUCGGAGCCUGGACAGGAUAUGCGGCAAGGCGCUGGAGGCGUACUCUGCCAUGGACGAGGAGAGAGCCCACUGCUACCGGGACUUAAAGGAGGCCCUGUUGGCGAAAUUUGAUAUUUCACCCGAGACCUACCGCCAGCAGUUUCGCUCCUCUACUCUACCAUCUGGAGAGAGCCCCACGGAGACCUAUCAUCGUCUCAGAGGUCUCUAUCGUCGCUGGAUACGGCCCGAGGAGCGGACCAAGGAGGAGGUCGGCGAGGCAAUCAUCAUGGAGCAGCUGCUGCGAGUUUUCCCCUUCGAGGUGCGGACCUGGGUGAAGGAGCGCGAGCCCGGCGAUGGACUCACCGCUGCAAAGUUGGCCGUGCAGUACCUCAACGCGCGCAAAGGAGGACCUGCCCGGAUCGGCACUACAGCUCAGCGUGGGCCAGCUCAGCCGCUUCUCCCCAGACCACCCCGACAGGACAGCUACCCAGAUCGGCAAGACCAGCCCUAUCUUGUGAGUGUGGGUGUGGUUGAAAACUUACCAGUGGAUGCUAUUCUCGGUUGGGAUUUACCAGUUCUCAUGGACCUGUUGAACAAAAAAGUGUCUGAGGAAAGUGUCCAGCCUCUGCCGGACUUGGACAGUAGUCUGUGUGAGGGGGGCACCAAGGGCCCCAAGAAGUCCCGCCGUCAGAGGCGGGCAGUCUCGAACGCAACUUCCAGUAGUCAUAAUCAGAGUUACUGCGGCUCCACCGGUAACUGGGUGGGAUGCCAGACUGAGUUGGCUGCAGAUGCCUCUGUCCUUACUGAGCACAUUGUGUGUUUGUGUGCUCUGUAUUCUGCAAGGAACCGGUCCUCAAUACUUUCUGGGCUUCAGGAGAGUACAUCUUUAUUUGAUUCUGCGAAUGUGGAAGAGGCUGAAGGGAUACCAGGAAAAGAGGACAAUCAUGUGGAAGACAAGGAUGACAUUCCUGCCAGCCCGCCACCACCCAAGAAGAAAAAGGACUUGUGCUGUUUGGCUGAUCUGCUUGGUUCAACUUACAGUGCAGGUCCUGCGGUGAGAAACAGAACCACACAAGCCCAGGCAGAAGAGGAGAUGUCAAGGGCAGUCUCGAACGCAACUUCCAGUAGUCAUAAUCAGAGUUACUGCGGCUCCACCGGUAACUGGGUGGGAUGCCAGACUGAGUUGGCUGCAGAUGCCUCUGUCCUUACUGAGCACAUUGUGUGUUUGUGUGCUCUGUAUUCUGCAAGGAACCGAGUUCAGCCACACGAGCAGAGGUCCACAGAAGAGCAGCUUCCUCCUGCAGGAAGGAUGCAGGCCGUGUGUGCCGCGCUCUGGCCGGUCACAAACACACGUCUCCACGACUCCGUGAAGCUGAUCAAGUUCGCGGACGACACCACCCUCAUUGGACUCAUCUCCAACAACGAUGAGUCCGCCUACAGGAGGGAGGUGGACCGGCUGGUGUCCUGGUGCAGUGGUAACAACCUGGAGCUGAACGCCCAGAAGACAGUGGAGAUGAUUGUGGACUUCAGGAAGAGCACUGUCCCCCCGCCCCCACCCUCCGUGAUGGACUCCCCCAUCACCUCUGUGGAGUCCUUCCGUUUCCUGGGCACCACCAUCACCCAGGACCUCAAGUGGGAGCCGACCAUCAGCUCCCUCAUCAAGAAGGCCCAGCAGAGGAUGUACUUCCUGCGGCAGCUCAGGAAAGCCAAGCUGCCUGCACAGAUGUUGGUGCAGUUCUACACGGCCAUCAUCGAAUCCAUCCUCACCUCCUCCGUCACCUCCUCCGUCACCUCCUCCAUCACCGUGUGGUUCGCUGGAGCCACAGUCAGGGACAAACAGAGACUACAGCGCAUUGUGCGCUCUGCAGAGGAAGUGAUCGGCCGCAGCCUUCCAUCGCUGCAGGACCUAGCCCUGGAUGUGUGGCUUUGUGGCCCAGGUCGCUGCCUCUACACUCAGUCAGGAAGAGCUGUGCAGAUGGGAGCUGACCCACUGGCCCUGUCCUGCUACUGA
Messenger RNA from Knipowitschia caucasica, 2151 nucleotides. The record is from the annotation of a GenBank genome assembly. NCBI's taxonomy places the organism in Eukaryota, Metazoa, Chordata, Actinopteri, Gobiiformes, Gobiidae.